AUAAAGAAGUGGAGACCCUUACAUGCCAUUAUAUAGAAGGCAUUCGUUAAAAUAUUUAUGAUCAGAGUGUUCAGAACGAUUGAAUAUGAAGGUGCUCGUUAUAUUUGCUUUGGUGCUAGCCUACGCAUCGGGAUCGGUUCUUCACGAUGAGCUCAAGAUUGAGUCUAGUAACAUGUGGAAUAAUCGCAAUAUUAGCAUCAUCAACGGACAUGAUGCUUCUCCCGGACAAUUUCCCUAUCAAGCCGGACUAAUUAUGGACAAAGUUGAAAAAUUUUCUUUUUGCGGUGGCUCCUUGAUCAACAACAAUUGGAUUUUGACUGCUGCGCACUGCACGCAUGGUGCCCAUGUUGUCUCCAUUUUGUUGGGCAGCGUUUUGCUUAACGAGUCCAAAGUUACACUAAUCGUUCAAGAGAAAGACAUCUUCGUCCACGAAAACUGGAACGCUACUCUUAGAACCAACGACAUCUCACUCAUCCGCAUUCCAUAUGUGGACUACAACAAAGACAUUCAACCCGUUAAGUUGCCGAAGAUCCAGUCGCGUAAUGAGACCUACGCUCGUAAUGAGUCAAUAGCUUCCGGCUGGGGACGAACCUCGAACGCUGACUUUACCUAUAUACUUCAAUACGCGAAAGUAAAGAUCAUGUCGAACAAUCUUUGCAAGAUUUAUUUUCCCUACAAGAUUAUCUCUUCCAACCUUUGCACUUUCACGAACAAUGCAACACCUUGCUUCGGCGACUCUGGUGGCCCAUUGGUAGAGUCGAGCAACUUGGUUCAGGUCGGUAUAUCCGCUUUCACUUCAGUAAAAUGUAGUCAAGGAACCCCGGCUGUCUUCACCCGUGUAACGAGUUUUCUCGACUGGAUCAAGGAUCACACCGGCAUGAUUUUUUAAUAAGCUAUCUAGUUUCGCUUGCAUUGUAUUUUGAUAAUUGUAUGGAAAUAGUACUACAAUUAA
This is a messenger RNA of Drosophila sulfurigaster albostrigata, 952 nucleotides long. RefSeq names its product collagenase-like. The transcript is spliced from 2 exons. Gene Ontology annotation, molecular function: serine-type endopeptidase activity. The record is from RefSeq and is a predicted model, not a curated record. The coding region runs from base 86 to 889 and encodes 267 amino acids. NCBI's taxonomy places the organism in Eukaryota, Metazoa, Arthropoda, Insecta, Diptera, Drosophilidae. Gene Ontology annotation, biological process: proteolysis.